UAUGACGCCCUCCCGGCCCCCCGCCCCUUCUGCUUAGACCAAGACCACCGGCUGCUGGGCAAUGCGGGGAUCGGAUAACGGGGGAGACUGACCGUGUGCUCUUCUGUACCACAUCCCCUGACCCCGGUACAGCCUCAGCCGGGGGCACAAUCACCGCUUUCCCACGGUGUUGUUUAACUCAUUGUCUGCCUGAGACCAGCACUGGAUAAUGCAGAUCAUUACAUCUCUUCUGAAGCUAGGAGCGCUUUUUCAAUUCAUCCAUUUUACCAAACAACAUGAAAUAGAGUUUUCUACUGCAAAUCUAUCAAAAUGGAUGUUUAAUUACAGAAGCAUUAAUUUGCCAGAAAAUCACAUUCCAUAUUAUUUACACAACAACCAAGCCAUUGCGUACCUCUGCAGCGAAGACCCUCAUUGCCCAUUUAAGAAAGAACUGACAAAGCUGGAGUCGUGCUGGGGUUAUGAGUCUUCAUGCAGCGAGGAGAACCGGUUUAGCUUCCCAGUUUGUGACCAUGUGGACUUUGGUUGGGUGAAGAGCAUUGGGGCUGCUCAGAAGGAAUUUUGGACACAAGCAGAUUUUGGAUACGUAAAGGAGCGAAGGGAUGAAACGCAAAUAUUAUGUCACCCUCAGGAACCAGGAGAUUCCUUGUUGGCCUGUUCCAGCAACCUCCAGCACUGCAGAGCUACAAAUAUUUACCUUGAUUUGAGAAAGUCAAGGAGAGGCCAAGACAGGUUUAGAGAAGACUUUUUUCAGGAUGGAGACAUUGGAGGUCAUUGUCACCUUGACUCCCAUAAACUGAAGUCUCAAGGUGAACGUAAGAGUCCCCUGCAGUCUUGGUUUGCAGAGCUAGAAAAAUACAGCAGGCUGAAGUUUAAGCCGAUAGAUGAUGGUCACUGUGACAUUAUCAUAGAGAAACCAACAUAUUUUAUGAAGCUGGAUGCAGGUGUAAAUAUGUAUCAUCACUUUUGUGACUUUGUCAAUCUCUAUAUAACGCAACAUGUGAAUAAUUCAUUCAGUACCGACGUUCAUAUUGUCAUGUGGGACACAAGUUUCUACGGCUAUGGGGAUUUGUUCAGUGAGACGUGGAAAGCUUUUACGGACUAUGAGAUAACACAUUUGAAAACAUAUGAUACCAAAAGGGUGUGUUUUAAAGAAGCCGUCUUUUCUUUACUCCCACGAAUGAGAUAUGGGCUGUUUUACAACACACCAUUGAUAUCACACUGCUAUGGAUCAGGGCUGUUUAAAGCGUUUUCAGAACAUGUUCUCUUCCGAAUGAAUAUUACUCAGGAAACCUUGAAGGUGGAGAAAAUACGAGUCACCAUACUCAUACGCAGUACAGAGUUUCGGAAAAUAUUGAACUUGGAUGAGCUGGUUCGUGCUCUCAAGACAGUGUCUACACUAGAAGUGCAAGUUGUUGAUUAUAAAUACAAAGAGGUUGGUUUCCUUGAACAACUGGCAAUCACACACAACUCGGAUAUAUUUAUUGGGAUGCACGGUGCUGGUCUAACCCACUUACUGUUUUUACCAGAGUGGGCUGUUGUGUUUGAGCUGUAUAACUGUGAGGACGGACGCUGUUAUUUAGACCUGGCGAGACUCAGAGGGAUUCAUUACAUUACAUGGCAGAAGAAAAGCAAAGUAUUUCCCCAAGACAAAGGUCACCAUCCAACCUUGGGGGAACAUCCAAAAUUUACAAAUUAUUCCUUUGAUGUAGCAGAAUUUAUGCGCCUGGUAAUCUUGGCAGCAGAACACGUGUCUCAUCAUUCCAAAUGGCCAUUUCGGAAAAAGCAUGAAGAAUUAUAAUUUUGGACUAACGGCAAUAAAUAAAUACAGUCUAAAUAAUACCUCGUCAAUGAACUUCAUGUUAAUUAGAUGGUACAAAGUCUUCAAACUUAACGGGACACUACUGAUCUCCCUUAAUUCGUUUCCAGUGACUUGUUAUACCAACUGCAGCUUAAAUUUAAAGGGACAGUCUACUCCAGAAUGUUUGUUUAAAAAUAUAGAUAAUCCCUUUAUUACCCGUUCCCCAGUUUUGCAUAAUCAACACUGUUAUAUAAAUACACUUUUUACCUCUGUGAUUACCUGUAUCUAAGCCUCUGCAGACUGCCCCUUAUGUCAGUUAUAUUAAUAUACUUUUUACCUCUGUGAUUACCUUGUAUCUAAGCCUCUGCAGACUGCUGCUUAUCUCAGUUAUAUUAAUAUACUUUUUACCUCUGUGAUUACCCUGUAUCUAAGCCUCUGCAGACUUCCCCUUAUCUCAGUUAUAUUAAAAUACGUUUUACUUCUGUGAUUACCCUGUAUCUAAGCCUCUGCAGACUGCCCCCUUAUCUCAGUUAUAUUAAUAUACUUUUUACCUCUGUGAUUACCUUGUAUCUAACCCUCUGCAGACUGCCCCUUAUCUCAGUUAUAUUAAUAUACUUUCUCCAACAUUGGUGUGUCCGGUCCACGGCGUCAUCCUUACUUGUGGGAAUAUCUCUUCCCCAACAGGCAAUGGCAAAGAGUCCCAGCAAAAGCUGGCCAUAUAGUCCCUCCUAGGCUCCGCCCACAGCAGUCAUUCUCUUUGCUGUUGCACAGGCAACAUCUCCACGGAGAUGGUUAAGAGUAUGUGGUGUUUAGUUGUAGUUUUUUAUUCUACUAUCAAGAGUUUGUUAUUUUAAAAUAGUACUGGUAUGUACUAUUUACUCUGAAACAGAAAAAGAUGAAGAGUUCUGUUUGUGAGAGGAAGAUGAUUUUAGCAGACAGUAACUAAAAUCGUUUGCUGUUUCCACAUAGGACUGUUGAGAUGAAGUAACUUCAGUUGGGGGAAACAGUUAGCAGACUUUUCUGCUUAAGGUAUGACUAGCCAUAUUUCUAACAAGACUGUGUAAUGCUGGAAGGCUGUCAUUUCCCCUCAUGGGGACCGGUAAGUCAUUUUCUUAGUCUCAAACAGAAUAAAGGGCUUAAUAUGGGUUAUAAAACUGGUAGACACUUUUAUGGGCAAAAUCGAUUGCUUUAUUUGGGCAUUUUAUACAUGUUUAUGCUUGUAAUUCACACUUAUAAGCUUGGGGAACGUUUUUUAACGUCAGGCACUGUGUUAGACACCUUUCCAGUCAGGAAGGGCCUUCCCAGUUGUAGGCUGAGCCUCAUUUUCACGCCAUUACUGCGCAGUUACUUUUGAGAGCAAGACAUGCAGAUGCAUGUGUGAGGAUCUGAAAGUAGUUGGAAAAGUUCCUAGAAGGCUUCAUUUGGUAUCGUAUUCCCCCCUGGGUUUGGUAAAGUCGCAGCAAAGGCUGUAGCUGGGACUGUAGAGGGGUUAAAACUGUAACCGGCUCCGGUUUCCUCAUUUUAAGGGUUAAAGCUCUGAAAAUUGGUGUGCAAUAUUUUGAAUGCUUUAAGACACUGUGGUGAAAAUUUGGUAAAUUUUGAACAAUUCCUUCAUACUUUUUCACAUAUUCAGUAAUAAAGUGUGCACUGUUUAAAAUUUAAAGAGCCAGUAACGUUUUUGUUUUUAAAACGGUUUUUGUACUUUAUUGACAAGUUUAAGCCUGUUUAACAUGUCUGUACCUUCAGAUAAGCUAUGUUCUAUAUGUAUGAAAGUCAAUGUGUCUCCCCCUUCAAAAUUGUGUGAUAAUUGUGCCAUAGCGUCCAAACAAAGUAAGGACAGUACUGCCACAAAUAGUAAAGUUGCCCAAGAUGAUUCAUCAGAUGAAGGGAGUAGACAUAGUUCUACAUCAUCUCCUUCUGUGUCUAUACCAGUUUUGCCCACGCAGGAGGCCCCUAGUACUUCUAGCGCGCCAAUGCUUAUUACUAUGCAACAAUUGACGGCUGUAAUGGAUAACUCCAUAGCAAAUAUUUUAUCCAAAAUGCCUGCAUAUCAGAGAAAGCGCGAUUGCUCUGUUUUAAACACUGAAGAGCAGGAAGGCGCUGAUGAUAAUUGUUCUGUCAUACCCUCACACCAAUCUGAAGGGGCCAUGAGGGAGGUUUUGUCAGAUGGGGAAAUUUCAGAUUCAGGAAAAAUUUCUCAACAAGCUGAACCUGAUGUUGUGACAUUUAAAUUUAAAUUAGAGCAUCUCCGCGCACUGCUUAAGGAGGUGUUAUCUACUCUGGAUGAUUGUGACAACCUGGUCAUUCCAGAAAAAUUAUGCAAGAUGGACAAGUUCCUAGAGGUUCCGGUGCACCCCGACGCUUUCCCUAUACCCAAGCGGGUGGCGGACAUAGUGAAUAAGGAGUGGAAGAAGCCCGGCAUACCUUUUGUCCCCCCUCCUAUAUUUAAGAAAUUAUUUCCUAUGGUCGACCCCAGAAAGGACUUAUGGCAGACAGUCCCUAAGGUCGAGGGGGCAGUUUCUACUCUAAACAAGCGCACUACUAUCCCUAUCGAGGAUAAUUGUGCUUUCAAAGAUCCUAUGGAUAAAAAAUUGGAGGGUUUGCUUAAAAAGAUUUUUGUACAGCAAGGUUACCUCCUGCAACCCAUUUCGUGCAUUGUUCCUGUCACUACAGCAGCGUGGUUCUGGUUCGAGGAACUAGAAAAGUCGCUCAGUAGAGAGACUCCGUAUGAGGAGGUUAUGGACAGAGUUCACGCACUCAAGUUGGCUAAUUCUUUUAUUUUAGAUGCCGCUUUGCAAUUAGCUAGAUUAGCGGCGAAAAAUUCAGGGUUUGCAAUUGUGGCGCGCAGAGCGCUUUGGCUAAAGUCUUGGUCAGCGGAUGUAUCUUCCAAGACAAAAUUGCUUAAUAUCCCCUUCAAGGGUAAAACUCUCUUUGGCCCAGAAUUGAAAGAGAUUAUUUCAGACAUUACUGGGAGAAAGGGCCACGCCCUCCCACAAGAUAGGCCUUUCAAAGCCAAGAAUAAGUCUAAUUUUCGUUCCUUUCGCAAUUUCAGGAACGGACCGGCCUCUAACUCUGCAUCCUCUAAACAAGAGGGUAAUGCUUCACAAACCAACCGAAGCCUGGAAACCGAUGCAAGGCUGGAACAAGGGUAAGCAGGCCAAGAAGCCUGCUGCUGCUAACAAAACAGCAUGAAGGAGUAGCCCCCGAUCCGGGACCGGAUCUAGUAGGGGGCAGACUCUCUCUCUUCGCUCAGGCUUGGGCAAGAGAUGUUCAGGAUCCCUGGACACUAGAAAUAGUUUCUCAGGGUUAUCUUCUGGAAUUCAAGGAACUACCCCCAAGGGGAAGGUUCCACAUGUCUCACUUAUCCUCAAACCAAAUAAAGAGACAGGCAUUCUUACAUUGUGUAGAAGACCUGUCAAAGAUGGGAGUGAUACACCCAGUUCCAACGGCGGAACAAGGAAUGGGAUUUUACUCAAAUCUGUUUGUAGUUCCCAAAAAAGAGGGAACUUUCAGACCAAUUCUGGAUUUAAAGAUCCUAAACAAAUUUCUCAGAGUACCAUCGUUCAAAAUGGAAACCAUUCGAACGAUUCUACCUACAAUCCAGGAAGGUCAAUUUAUGACUACCGUGGAUCUAAAGGAUGCGUAUCUACAUAUUCCUAUCCACAAAGAACAUCAUCAGUUCCUAAGGUUCGCCUUUCUGGACAAACAUUACCAGUUUGUGGCCCUCCCAUUCGGGUUAGCCACUGCUCCAAGGAUUUUCACAAAGGUACUCGGGUCCCUUCUAGCGGUUCUAAGACCAAGGGGCAUUGCAGUAGUACCUUACUUGGACGACAUCCUAAUUCAAGCGUCGUCUCUUUUAAAGGCAAAGGCUCACACAGACAUCGUUCUGGCCUUUCUCAGAUCUCACGGAUGGAAGGUGAACAUAGAAAAAAGUUCCCUGUCUCCGUCGACAAGAGUUCCCUUCUUGGGAACAAUAAUAGAUUCUUUAGAAAUGAGGAUUUUCCUGACAGAAGUCAGAAAGUCAAAACUUCUAAACGCUUGUCAAGUUCUUCAUUCUAUUCCUCGUCCUUCCGUAGCUCAGUGCAUGGAAGUAGUAGGGUUGAUGGUUGCAGCAAUGGACAUAGUUCCUUUUGCGCGAAUUCAUCUAAGACCAUUACAACUGUGCAUGCUGAAACAGUGGAAUGGGGACUAUACAGACUUGUCUCCAGUGAUUCAAGUAGAGCAGAAGACCAGAGACUCACUCCGUUGGUGGCUAACCCUGGACCACCUGUCCCAGGGAAUGAGCUUCCGCAGACCAGAGUGGGUCAUCGUCACGACCGACGCCAGUCUAGUGGGCUGGGGCGCGGUCUGGGAAUCCCUGAAAGCUCAGGGACUAUGGUCUCGGGAAGAGUCUCUUCUCCCGAUAAACAUUCUGGAACUGAGAGCGAUAUUCAAUGCUCUCAGGGCUUGGCCUCAACUAGCAAAGGCCAGAUUCAUAAGAUUCCAACAUGACGACUGUUGCUUAUAUCAAUCAUCAGGGGGGAACAAGGAGUUCCCUGGCGAUGAAAGAAGUGACCAAAAUAAUAAAAUGGGCGGAGGAUCACUCCUGCCACCUAUCUGCGAUCCACAUCCCAGGUGUGGAAAACUGGGAGGCGAAUUAUCUGAGUCGUCAGACAUUCCAUCCGGGGGAGUGGGAACUCCACCCGGAGAUCUUUGCCCAGUUGACUCAAUUAUGGGGCAUUCCAGAUAUGGAUCUGAUGGCGUCUCGUCAGAACGUCAAGGUUCCUUGCUACGGGUCCAGAUCCAGGGAUCCCAAGGCGACUCUAGUGGAUGCACUAGUAGUGCCUUGGACCUUCAACCUAGCCUAUGUGUUUCCACCGUUUCCUCUCAUUCCCAGGCUGGUAGCCAGGAUCAAGCAGGAGAGGGUGAUCUCCUUGGUGAUCUUGAUAGCUCCUGCGUGGCCAUGCAGGACUUGGUAUGCAGACCUGGUGAAUAUGUCAUCGGUUCCACCAUGGAAGCUACCUUUGAGACAGGAUCUUCUUGUACAGGGUCCAUUCGAACAUCCAAAUCUGGUCUCCCUCCAGCUGACGGCUUGGAAAUUGAACGCUUGAUUCUAUCAAAGCGUGGGUUUUCAGAUUCUGUGAUAGAUACUCUAGUUCAAGCCAGAAAACCGGUAACUAGAAAAAUUUACCAUAAAAUAUGGAAAAGAUAUAUCUGCUGGUGUGAAUCCAAGGGAUUCUUAUGGAAUAAGAUCAAAAUCCCUAAGAUACUUUCCUUUCUAAAAGAGGGUUUGGAUAAAGGAUUAUCAGCGAGUUCUCUAAAGGGACAGAUUUCUGCUUUAUCUGUCUUAUUACAGCAGCUGUGCCAGAUGUUCAAGCAUUUGUUCAGGCUCUGGUUAGGAUCAAGCCUGUUUACAGACCUUUGAUUCCUCCCUGGAGUUUAAAUCUGGUUCUUUCAGUUCUUCAAGGGGUUCCGUUUGAACCUCUACAUUCCAUAGAUAUUAAGUUGUUAUCUUGGAAAGUUUUGUUUUUGGUUGCUAUUUCUUCUGCUAGAAGAGUUUCUGCAGUGUUCUCCGCCCUAUCUGGUGUUCCAUGCAGAUAAGGUUGUUUUGCGUACUAAGCCUGGUUUUCUUCCAAAGGUUGUUUCUAACAAGAAUAUUAACCAGGAGAUAGUUGUACCUUCUUUGUGUCCGAAUCCAGUUUCAAAGAAGGAACGUUUGUUACACAAUUUAGACGUAGUCCGUGCUCUAAAAUUCUAUUUAAAAAGCUACAAAAGAGUUCAGACAAACUUCUUCUCUGUUUGUCGUCUAUUCUGGUAAAAGGAGAGGUCAAAAAGCGACUUCUACCUCUCUUUCCUUUUGGCUUAAAAGCAUAAUCCGAUUGGCUUACGAGACUGCCGGACGGCAGCCUCCUGAAAGAAUCACAGCUCACUCCACUAGGGGCUGUGGCUUCCACAUGGGCCUUCAAGAAUGAGGCUUCUGUUGAUCAGAUAUGUAAGGCAGAGACUUGGUCUUCACUGCACACUUUUGCCAAAUUUUACAAAUUUGAUACUUUUGCUUCUUCAGAGGCUAUUUUUGGGAGAAAGGUUUUGCAAGCCGUGGUGCCUUCUGUUUAGGUAACCUGAUUUGCUCCCUCCCUUCAUCCGUGUCCUAAAGCUUUGGUAUUGGUUCCCACAAGUAAGGAUGACGCUGUGGACCGGACACACCAAUGUUGGAGAAAACAGAAUUUAUGCUUACCUAUUAAAUUACUUUCUCCAACGGUGUGUCCGGUCCACGGCCCGCCCUGGUUUUUUUAAUCAGGUUUGAUGAAUUAUUUUCUCUAACUACAGUCACCACGGCACCCUAUAGUUUCUCCUGUUUUUUCCUCCUGUCCGUCGGUCGAAUGACUGGGGUGGGCGGAGCCUAGGAGGGACUAUAUGGCCAGCUUUUUCUGGGAAUCUUUGCCAUUUCCUGUUGGGGAAGAGAUAUUCCCACAAGUAAGGAUGACGCCGUGGACCGGACACACCGUUGGAGAAAGUAAUUUAUCAGGUAAGCAUAAAUUCUGUUUUUUACCUCUGUGAUUACCUUGUAUCUAAGCCUCUGUAGACUGCCCCUUAUCUCAGUUAUAUUAAUAUACUUUUUACUUCUGUGAUUACUCUGUAUCUAAGCCUCUGCAGACUGCUCCUUAUCUCAGUUAUAUUAAUAUACUUUUUACCUCUGUGAUUACCUUGUAUCUAAGCCUCUGCAGACUGACCCUUAUCUCAGUUAUAUUAAUAUACUUUUUACCUCUGUGAUUACCUUGUAUCUAAGCCUCUACAGACUGCUCCUUAUCUCAGUUAUAUUAAUAUACAUUUUACCUCUGUGAUUACCUUGUAUCUAAGUCUCUGCAGACUGCCCCCUUAUCUCAGUUAUAUUAAUAUACAUUUUACCUCUGUGAUUACCUUGUAUCUAAGUCUCUGCAGACUGCCCCCUUAUCUCAGUUAUAUUAAUAUACAUUUUACCUCUGUGAUUACCUUGUAUCUAAGUCUCUGCAGACUGCCCCCUUAUCUCAGUUCUUGCAUUUUAGCUAAUCAGUGCUGACUCAUAAAUAACUCCACUGAAGUGAGCACUAUCUAGCUGUGAAAAACUGACAAGUGCACUGAGGUUAGAGGUGGCCUUCAAGGGCUUAAAAAUUUGCAUAUGAGCCUUCCUAGGUUUAGAUUUCAACAAAGAAUACCAAGAGAACAAAGCAAAUUGGAUGAUAAAAUUAAUGUUAUUUUAAAUUGCAUGGCCUAUCUGAAUCAUGAAAGUUUAAUUUUGACUAGACUGUUCCUUUAAACUUUUUUACUUUAUCCCUUAAUGGGAUAUGAAACCCAAAAUUUUUCUUUCAUGAUUCAGACAGAACAGCGAUUAUAAACAAUGUUCUAAUUUACUUCUAUUAUCACAUUUUCUUAAUUCUCUUGGUAUCUUGUGUUGAAAAGCAGGGCUGUAAGCUCAGAAGCGUGCACGUGUCUGCAGCACUAGAUGGCAGCAGUUUUACAAGAAUGUUACCAUUUGCAAGAGCACUUGAGGGCAGCACUAUUUCCUGACAUGUUGUGCUUCUGACGCUUACCUAGGUAUCUCUUCAACAAAGAAUAUCAUGGGAACAAAACAAAUUUGAUAAUAGAAGUAAAUUGGAAGCUUGUUUAUAAAAUUGUAUUCUCUGAAUCAUUUUUUGUGCCUUUCCUGUAAAUUUCCUAUGACAAUUUUGAUUUUCCGCUACCUCCUGAGUCUACAAGAUGUAAAUUUUAUUCCACAUUGUUACAAUUUUAUAUCCUGUGUCAACUGCCUGAUGCCAAAUGGAUGAUUUGUCUUACAAGCCUGUAUUUUGUAGAUGUAUAGGUGAUAAAUAUUCAGAGAUUAUUUAGAUUUUAUAUAAUUUUUCUGUCUUUUGUAUGUAAUAAUUUUGCUGUAAAAUAGGUGAUGAAUAUAAAUUUGUCAUACCGGCUUGUGGGGUUUGGUCUUUGUUAACCAGUACAGAUUUAUAGGUCAUCCCUAUUAAUUUAGCAUGUAUGCUGCAACAUGAGAUGUGCCUAAAAAUGUUUAAUCGCUAACAGCGUUUACGCUUUACUAUGCCUUAUAUUUUUUGUAUAAUUCUCUCUUAAAAAAAAGUUUUGUAUUUGGAAUCGGUAUAGAACAACUCACAAGACAUUUUCAUUAUACUUUUACAUUUUUGUUUUGUAUUCUCUGUAUCAUGGCUAAUGAUACAGUAUUAAUCCGCUUCUGCUUUAUUCCAUAAUAUUUAAUUUUCCACUGUUAAAUAAAUAAAUAUGAAGUAAGUGCUGGUUAAAAGCAAAACUAACAUCAGUUGUGUGUGUCCUACAAAUACUCAAAGGAUCAUUAGAAGGAAGUGCCUGUUAUCCAAUCAGCAUUAGCAGGAAGUACCUAUCAGCCAAUAAUUAUUAGCAGGAAGUGACCAAUGUUUAUUAAAGGGACAUGAAACCCAUUUUUUUUCGUUCAUGAUAUAGAAAGAGCAUGCAAUUUUAAACAACUUUCUAAUUUACUUCUAUUAUAUAAUUUGUUUUAUUCUCUUGAUAUUCUUUGCUGAAAAGCAUAUCUAGAUAGGCUCAGUAGCUGCUGAUUGGUUGCUGCACUUAGAAGCCUCAUGUGAUUGGCUCACCCAUGUGCAAUGAUUUUUCUUCAACUAAGGAUAUCUAAAAUAUGAAGCAAAAUAAAUAAUAGAAGUAAAUUGGAUUGUUGUUUAAAUUUGCAUUCUCUUUCUGAAUCAUGAAAGAAAAUUUUUGGGUUUAGUGUCUCUUUUAGCAUCAAAUAAAUAAGUACAGAACUGAUACAGCUGCUUCAGUUUGAAGUAAAACAACUUUAACUGCACAUUUUAAUGCAAAAACUAAAACAAUUAAUAAAAAAUAAACGUUUACAUUCUGCUCUUUCAUGUGGACGACAUAUAUUUUUAAUUACAGUGUCCUUUUAAGUGUUACAGUAAAUACCUUUGUCUCUUCUGCACCAAGUUAACUCUAGUUAGGUCAGAUGCAAAUGUAUCAAACCAUUGUAUUGUAGGAAGGGAAAUAAAACCAAUUAUUCCCCUCAUUGUUUGCAUAAUGAAUGUGCAAACGUUAUCUGCAACAAUAUAAUCAGAAAGUUCUAAUUUGUGUUCUGUAAUGUACUAUGAAGCCUGUGUUUUAUAACAUUUUGUACAUUUGUUAUUAAAAAAAUAAGUUAAUAAAUUAUUACAAAAAAUAAACACUUUACAAA
Molecule: messenger RNA, 10982 nt
Organism: Bombina bombina (fire-bellied toad)
Lineage: Eukaryota; Metazoa; Chordata; Amphibia; Anura; Bombinatoridae
Gene: EOGT
Product: EGF domain specific O-linked N-acetylglucosamine transferase
Exons: 16
Coding region: 209-1798 (529 amino acids)
Cellular component (GO): endoplasmic reticulum lumen
Molecular function (GO): protein N-acetylglucosaminyltransferase activity
Source: RefSeq, a predicted model, not a curated record